GCAGUACAGCACAAAUUUGAUUUCAUGGUGCGAAAAAUGAGAUGCCAAAUUAUGCGAUGCAGUGAAAUGUGCGUUAAUUUUACAAGAAAGUGCCCCCGCAAGUAGCUGUGGGAUAAAUGAACUCUAUAUAACUGGAUUAUUUGAGUGUCCUCAAUUUCGCUGUCUUAUAACAAAAUGGGGGAAUAUGAGAAUGUAGACAAGUGUAUGUAUCCUGCUAUUACAAAUGAUAUUCGUUCCCGCCUGCAGCACUUUGUGGAGGAGAGGAUGCAGACCACCAUGUUGACAGGUGUAUUGAUCGGGGCAGUGGUGGCUGUGUUUCUGAUAGGAAUCUCUGUGCUUCUUCUUUACCGCAGAUACAAACUAGCAAGUCAGCAGGCUGGUGUCCCUAGGUAUCGCUUCAGGAAGAGAGAUAAAGUGCUCUUCUAUGGCAGGAAAAUCAUGAGAAAGGUCCAGACCUUGUCCUCCACACCAUCCUCCGCUUCAGUGUCUAAACAGCGCUCUCGAAAGAGGCCUAAAGUUCUAAGUAUAGCUCGAAGGAUCCUGCGGAUUAGGAAGGAGCCACCCACUCUACAGCCCAAAGAACCCCCUCCCUCACUCUUGGAGGCGGAUCUUACUGAGUUUGAUGUCCAGAGCUCAAACCUGCCCUCAGAGGUUCUCUACAUGCUCAAGAAUGUUAGGGUACUAGGUCAUUUCGAGAAGCCCUUGUUCCUGGAGCUGUGUCGGCACAUGGUGUUUGUGGAGCUGCAGGAAGGAGAGGUGCUGUUUAAGCCGGGAGAUGAUGAUGAAAGCAUCUAUGUGGUUCAGGACGGAAGACUAGAGCUUUGCAUUCAUGAGCCUGAUGGCACAGAUCCUGUGGUGAAGGACGUAUUGCCCGGGGACAGUGUUCACAGUCUGCUCAGCAUUCUAGACAUCAUCACGGGUUAUCCUGCUCCUUAUAAGACUGUGUCGGCACGUGCAGCGGUCAGGUCUACCAUAUUGCGUCUGCCUGCUUCAGCUUUCCAGUCUGUGUUUGAGAAAUACCCUGAGACUCUAGUGAGAGUCAUUCAGAUAAUCAUGGUGCGUCUGCAGAGAGUCACUUUUCUAGCACUUCACCACUACCUGGGGCUGACGACCGAGCUUUUCAAUCAGGAAAGACAAGCAGUACCGGUUUUCACAGUCAACAGUGUGCUCGCUGAAGGGAGUCCCAUUAGAGUCCCGCGCAAGCCCCACUUUCAGACAACAUCAGAAGACGAGCACCUGCACAGCUCUGGAGAGCACUUUACAGACUCUGAUGGAGGGCAAGCUGGUUCAUAUGAAAACGCAUCCUCAGUUGUGCACAGGUCUCGCUCUGUCUCAAUGCCUAUUGAGAGGACAGGGGUGGCAGGAAACGACCUGAACAUGGCUUACGAACGGGCCCGAGUCACCAUAGACGAUCCUCCAUCCAGUCCUGUAAUUUACAAGUCCAUUUUGAAGAAGAGUGUGACCAUGCAGCAAGCUCCAUCUGCUGUGAUUCAUUACACGGACAAUGCGCCAUGCUCUGACGUGCCCCCCAGUAAAAUAGGAGCCAUAUUCCAGGCUGCCAAGAAAGACCUGCUGGGUGUUUUUCAGCUGCAGGACCCCAGUUUGCUGGAGGGCAGGGUGACACUGCAUCAGGUUAAGGCUGGAUCUAUUGUAGCUCGCCAAGGAGAUCAGGAAGUGAGUGUGCAGUUUGUUAUCUCAGGUACGCUGCAUGUAUACCAGCGGAUGAUCGACAGGGAGGAGGAUACGUGUCUGUUCGUGGCUCGCCCAGGAGAGCUGGUGGGUCAGAUGGCCGUGCUGACAGGCGAACCUCUCAUCUUUACUGUGCGGGCGCACCGUGACUGCAGCUUCCUGUCCAUCUCUAAAACGCACUUCUAUGAGAUCAUGCGAGCUGAGCCCACAGUGGUGCUGAAUGUUGCUCAUACUGUCGUAAGAAGGAUGUCAUCUUUCGUCAGACAGAUUGACUUUGCCCUUGACUGGAUGGCUGUGGAGGCGGGCAGAGCUGUCUACAGGCAGGGUGAUAAGUCUGACAGUACUUUUAUAGUGCUUAGUGGCCGCUUGCGUUCCGUCAUCAGAAAGGAGGAUGGGAAAAAGGAGCUGACGGGAGAGUAUGGCAGAGGAGAUCUCAUUGGAGUGGUGGAAGCUCUGACCCAUCAGAACAGAGCAACUACUGUUCAUGCUGUUCGAGACUCAGAACUAGCUAAACUACCCGAGGGAGCUCUCAGUUCCAUUAAGAGGAAAUUCCCACAGGUAGUCACAAGGCUUAUUCACCUGCUCGGACAGAAAAUCCUCCAGCAGGUUAAUGGACCUUUGACAGCUCGCAGUCUGGCUCUGCACACCCCAGGAAGUAAAUGGGAUGCAGGGAACCCUGCCUCAAACCUUUCCACUGUCACUGUGCUCCCAGUAUCAGAAGAGGUCCCUCUGACUGCUUUCACCCUGGAACUUCAGCAUGCACUCCUGGCUAUCGGUCCCACUCUCCUUUUGACGAGUGACAUCAUCAAACAGCACCUUGGAUCUGCUGCAUUAGACAGUGUGCAUGAGUACAGGUUGUCAAGUUGGCUAGGUCAGCAGGAAGACAUCCAUCGCAUAGUCCUGUAUCAGACAGAUGUGUCACUCACCCCCUGGACUCAACGCUGCAUCAGACAGGCAGAUUGCAUCAUCAUCGUGGGACUGGGAGAACAGGACCCAGCCGUUGGAGAGCUGGAGCGUAUGUUAGAGGGAAGUGCAGUGAGGGCACAGAAACAGCUGGUGUUGUUGCACCGCGAGGAUGGCCCUCCUCCUAAAGGAACAGCUGAAUGGCUGAACAUGCGGAGCUGGAUCUCCAGACACUUUCACCUGUCCUGCCCUCGCAGGGUUUUCUCCAAGAGGAGCCUGCCUAAACUGAGAGAGAUGUAUCAGCGUGUGUUCCAGAAACCUGCCGACCGUCACUCUGAUUUCUCUCGCUUGGCCCGCGUUCUGACAGGCAACGCCAUCGCUUUGGUGCUGGGGGGUGGAGGAGCCAGGGGUUGCUCACAAGUGGGCAUUAUUCGUGGAUUAAGUGAGGCGGGAAUCCCCAUUGAUCUGGUGGGUGGCACCUCGAUUGGUUCCAUGAUGGGCGCUCUGUAUGCAGAGGAACGCAGUUAUAGCAGGAUGAAGAUUAGAGCCAGAGAGUGGUCCAUGGAAAUGACAUCAGUGUUUAAGAAAGUGCUGGACUUAACCUACCCUAUCACCUCUAUGUUCUCCGGAGCUGCAUUUAACUCCAGCAUUAAUGCUGUCUUCAAGGACAAGCAGAUAGAGGAUCUCUGGAUCCCAUAUUUCAACAUCACCACAGACAUCACCGCCUCCACAAUGAGAGUGCACACUGACGGCUCUCUGUGGAGGUAUGUGCGUUCCAGCAUGUCCCUUUCUGGUUACCUGCCACCACUGUGUGAUCCAAAAGAUGGACACCUGCUCAUGGAUGGAGGCUACAUCAACAAUUUGCCAGCGGAUGUGGCACGCUCCAUGGGCGCCAAGGUGGUGAUUGCCAUUGAUGUGGGCAGCCAAGAUGAAACCAACCUCACCAACUAUGGAGACGCCCUCUCCGGAUGGUGGCUACUAUGGAAACGGCUCAACCCACUGGCUGAGAAAGUCAAGGUGCUGAACAUGACUGAGAUUCAGGCACGGCUGGCUUACGUGUGCUCUGUGAGACAGCUCGAGUCAGUUAAAAGCAGUGACUACUGUGAAUAUAUCAGACCUCCCAUUGACAGAUACCGAACACUCGAGUUCGGCAAGUUCGAUGAGAUCAGCGAAGUGGGCUACCAGCAUGGGAAGACAGUGUUUGAUGUGUGGUGCAGGAGUGGAGUAGUAGAAAAGAUGAUGAAGGACAGACAUCAGGAGGAGUUCCACAAAACUCAAAAUAACAAUGUGGUGACCUGUCCAAAUGCCUCCUUCACUGAUCUGGCCGAGAUCGUCUCACGCAUUGAACCAGUUAAACCAGCUCAUAUGGAUGAUGAAUCAGACUAUCACACCGACUAUGAAGAGGAGAUGGCAGAGAGCACUCUAUCAGACAUGGAGUUCUACAACCAACACAGUGAACAUACUGAAGAGGAACUGACUGCAGACACUGACGAAGAAUUCGAAAAGACUCGCAGAGAGGGUGUGCAUUCUGAACCAGAGAACAUGGGACCUGUGUCCUCUCUAACACUGCAAAACUCCAGCCCCCACAGCCCUCCAUGCCAGGAAAGCACAUGAUAAGCACCCCUCCAUCCUGACCACUGAUUCCCUCCCAGAGAUACCAGCGUGGCAUGUUACAAAAACUGACACUCCCAAGAUUUGGGGUUCCGACCUUAGUGCACAUUCCAAUCACAUUCCUUCCUGACCUUGAAGAGCAGAAAGUUGGCUGUUUGAGUAUUUGUAAUAGCCUUUCCCCAAAAAUCCAAAGAAGACAUCUAACUGCAACACCACUGAGAGCUGGGUAACAUUGCAUGGGGUUGUAACUCAAGAAUAUCCCACUGUAUCAUCUGUGAAGUCUCAUGGUGACUGUGAACUUUGCUGGGUAACAUUUUGAUUUUAAAGUCCCAACUUUGUUCAGUCUCAAAUUACUUGUACAGUUAGUCAGUAGAGGAGGGAUUUACAUGAGGAAGACAAUCAACUAAAAUGUUGCAUUUACAAAUGGUUAGAUUGGAUUGCUUGUACUCUCGAUUCUUUCUACUGUCAAUGAAACAAGCAAAAAAGAGAAUAACAUUGAGAGAUCACAAAAGCAAUGAGAUACCUGUAGAGUUCUCUAAUUAUAAGCUCUGAUAACUGAUGUUUUUUUUUUUUUUGCUUGAACCUCUCAAAGACGAUUUGACAAGUCGAUUUGUCCCACAGCUUUGCUGUUGCAUGCAGAUCAGCGAUAUCGUACUGAAGGAUACUUGAUCUAAUGUGGACUUUAGACAGCUUGGAGACUAACCUAAGAUCUAACCUAACCAACGUCAUGUAUCAUACUGAAUGUGUCUGAUAGAUUACUUUUACCUCUAACAUUAUGUGAUCAAACACUUACAAUUCACAAACACAAGCCUAUCAAUGCAAUACUUUUAAAAAUCACGUGUUAUUGUUGUGAAGAAUGGUUGUAUAUGCUACCUGUAGUGCCUUUUUAACCUUGACACUAGCCAUAAAAGUGAAUGAUAGUUAAUUAAUGUGCCAAAUAUAUGAAUAGUCUAAUAAUGCCAGUAAUGAUUAAUAUGCAAUUUAUUUUAGUUUGUCUAAGUUUUGUUGAACACGUGUGAGUCAUAAUGUGAUCUUUAGUUAUAUACAGUCAUGACUUUUAUUGACUUGCAGUACCUGGUGUAUGUGAAGAUUUGUGGUUACACUGCUGUUACGAUAAGUUUGAAACCAUCUUUAUGCUAUGUGCCUAUAGUUUUGCAUUAAUAUGUUGAAACCCUGUGCUAAGAAAGCUACAGACUAAGCGUUAAAGGCAUAGCUCAACCAAAAAUGAAAAUUCUGUCAUUUACUCACCCUCAUAUUGUUCCUAACCAGGAUGACUUUCAUUCUUACCUGGAGGGCAAAAGCAGAUGUUGGGCUGAAUGUUAGCAUCAGACACCAUUUGCUUUUUUCAUUGUAUGGGAAAAAGAUGCAAUGAUAGUGAAUGGUGACCGAGUCUAACGUCCUUCUAUGGGUUUGGAGUGACAUGAGGGUGAGUAAAUGAUGAUAGAAUUUUCAUUUUUGGGUGAACUAUCCCUUUUAAUGUUUUGAAAGUUAGCAGUGGUCUAUGUUAAUUGUUGGAGACCGUUUGUUCCCAAAGCGAAAGUAAAUGGACAAGAUGGACAUUAGAGCAUCCAAACAAGAAUAUGUAAUUAUUUUCAAAUGACAUGAGAGUUUGGUGUCAUUUGCCAACUUAAUAAAGUUUCAA
This is a messenger RNA of Xyrauchen texanus (razorback sucker), 5845 nucleotides long. Its product is annotated as patatin-like phospholipase domain-containing protein 7. Gene Ontology annotation, cellular component: endoplasmic reticulum. Gene Ontology annotation, molecular function: phosphatidylcholine lysophospholipase A1 activity. The transcript has 36 exons. Gene Ontology annotation, biological process: lipid metabolic process. The coding region runs from base 175 to 4206 and encodes 1343 amino acids. NCBI's taxonomy places the organism in Eukaryota, Metazoa, Chordata, Actinopteri, Cypriniformes, Catostomidae. The record is from RefSeq and is a predicted model, not a curated record.